AUGGAAGGGAGAUGGAGGAGAUGUCGGGGAUUGAAAGUAGAAAGAGGCAGUGAUCUAGAUCCGGUGGGUCAGGGGGGGUCGGGUGGGUCAGGUGGAUUUGGUGCCGGAUCUGGAGUCGAAACUGAAAUCGAAACCCUUACAACCGAGGUGACAUCUAGUAGAGAGGGCGGAAAUCGAGACUUUGCACUGCGCCUAGCCAUGAGAGGAGCACGAUGA
Messenger RNA from Arabis nemorensis, 216 nucleotides. The record is from the annotation of a GenBank genome assembly. NCBI's taxonomy places the organism in Eukaryota, Viridiplantae, Streptophyta, Magnoliopsida, Brassicales, Brassicaceae.